Molecule: messenger RNA, 2117 nt
Organism: Neopelma chrysocephalum (saffron-crested tyrant-manakin)
Lineage: Eukaryota; Metazoa; Chordata; Aves; Passeriformes; Pipridae
Gene: TMEM86A
Product: transmembrane protein 86A
Exons: 3
Coding region: 141-854 (237 amino acids)
Cellular component (GO): membrane
Source: RefSeq, a predicted model, not a curated record
GCAGCGGCCACGGCAGCGGCCACAGCGACAGCAGCAGCAGCAGCAGCAGCAGCAGCAGCGACAAUAGCGACAGUAGCGACAAUAGUGACAACAGUGACAAUAGCGACAAUAGCAGCAGCCGCUUGCGCCCCACCGCCGACAUGGUGUCCCCCGUCACCGUGGUGAAGAGCGAAGGUCCCAAACUGGUGCCCUUCUUUAAAGCCACUUGUGUCUAUUUCGUCCUCUGGCUGCCAACUUCCAGCCCCUCCUGGUUCAGCGCUCUCAUUAAAUGUCUGCCCAUCUUUUGCCUGUGGGUUUUCCUUCUGGCCCAUGGAAUUAACUUCUUAGUGUCACACCGGAGUGCCAGCCGCAUCCUAGCGGGACUCAUAUUCUCGGCAGUGGGAGAUGCCUUUCUCAUCUGGCAGGAGCAGGGCUACUUCAUUCAUGGUCUGCUGAUGUUUGCCAUCACACACAUCCUGUACUCUUCAGCCUUUGGCAUGAAGCCUUUGGACCUCAAAGCCGGCUUGUUGAUGGGCCUGGUUUCCGGUUCCUGUUAUGCCUUCCUGUACUCCUACCUCUCAGGCCCGUUCACCUACCUGGUAGCUGUCUACAUCGCCUUGAUUGCCUUCAUGGGCUGGCGGGCGGUGGCCGGCAUGCAGCUGUGCAACGACCUCUGGACAUGGACCAAGCUCUCUGCCUGCAUCGGCGCGAUGCUGUUCAUGGUGUCCGACCUAACCAUUGCACUUAACAAGUUCUGCUUCCCCGUGCCCUACUCGCGCUUCAUCAUCAUGGCUACUUACUAUGCAGCCCAAAUGCUUAUUGCACUGUCAGCUGUAGAGACCAGAGAUGAAGAGGACUUCAGAAAGAGGAGCUAGAUGGAGUGCCAAUAGUCUGUGAACACGUGGGUUAUAUCUCAGGUGCUGUAGCUGCAUUCACCCCUGAGAGAGAUCUCCAUUUCUCUAGGCACACUGGUGAUGUUGAUUUUGCUUCUUUGAAGCAUUACCUUUGGGAAUUAUUUUUUUUCAAUGGCUUUCUCUGAAUAAAGCUUACUUCAGUGUGGAGUCCACAUCAGAAAGCUUAGACUGUCCUUGCAGUAGUUACUCAUUCUACUUUUCCUUCUUGGAAGUGCUGUACUACUGCAUUUUACUCGUUAGUCUUGAAACUGAUGCUGAAUGUCUGGGAAGUGGAGAGCUGAUGGAAAGGAGGUUUAGCCAUGCACUGUGUUAAAAGGCUUGCUCUCAACUGAAGGCAGACAGACACAGAUCUCUGCUGAAGUCAUAGGUAAAAAUUAAUUUAACUGAUGUUUGUCUCUGUGCGUUACAAACUCAGUAUGCAAACUGGAGCUAUUGCCUCUGCUGAAAGGAAACCUGGAGGGAGAGUAAAAACAGCAUAUCCAGAUAGGAACUGAGCUUUAGAGUCAAAGGCAGCAUGUGGGGCAGCACCCAGCAGAACCAGCAUGACAGCAGAACCCCAGACUGAGAGCACAGAGCAAGAGGUGCGCUGACGUGCAGUGCUGUGUGCUUUGAUCAUGGUGAUCACUGCUCCAGGGCAAUCUGUAGGUGUAAGCCAGCAUUGCCAUAUGUGGCAGAACUAGGAGUUUGGUGGGAUUUCAGGGACAUCUCGGUAGCCAGGCCAACAUGUUCCCCCUCGCCUUGUGUGUGCAGUUACACAGCACCUGCAGCCAGCAGUGACAGCUGGGAUGUAAUGGGCACACAAGGAACUUCGAUUCUUACAGCAGAACUUUGAGCUCGUGUCUUACUAGUGUAUACCCUAGUUGUCCUUAGUACAGGAGACAGGAAUCCAACCUUUAUGCCUUUCUUCCCCAGUGUCCUAACAAGUAAUAUUCCAUAUACCCAUUAAGCUUUAUAGUACUGCUGCCUGCAGUAUUUGAAUCUUCAUCUGAGCAUUUCCUGUGGUCAAGGCCUUGAUUUUGGAUGUAGAUUGUUAUUGAGCUUUGCCAGCUGGUGGUAAAUGAUCAUCUUUGCACCACUUCUUUUUUGUUAGAAAGCCUCUUUUCAGGAGAGCUUCCUGAAAUGCACUGUCUUGUGUGUUCAAAAUGCCUGGUGCUUCCUUCUUGAACUCACAGGGACACAGUGAGAAUGCACAGACGGGGCUGGGAAAGCCUAUUUAAUUCUGAU